CUUUAAAUCAUUUAUCAGUUUAAUUAAUUCAAUGCUAAUUGCUGUGUCUUAUUUACUCAUCUUGAUCUCUGUCUUUCCUCUGGGGUGUUUUCACAGCUAAGACUUUCACACUUUUUUGUACUUUACACCUCACCAGUUUACUGACUCAUUUUUUUUUUUUUGAGCUGAUACUUUCUGAAUGCUGCUGAAACUUGUGAUGGGCAAAACAGUUCGUUAUGCUCAACAUCACAGAUGGUUUAACCAGUCUUACAUUUUGGUUUAAUUCUUUUUUCUGUAUUUAUUUUUACCCCAGCAUAACUACUUAGCGUUUGAUGCAGAUUGUCAAAGAUGUUGAACAUCACAGAAUCCAGCACAACAGAAGAGUAUGAUUACUCAGAGAUUACCUUUAGUGAGCCGUGUCAUUAUGGAGACCAUGCAAGCCGUUUCCUCCCGGUUCUCUACUCACUGUUCUUCGUGGUCGGCCUCCUGGGCAACAUGCUGGUGCUGUGGGUGAUCCUGAGAGGCGCUCAGAUAAAAAGCAUGACUGAUGUGUCUCUCCUGAACCUGACCAUCGCUGACCUUCUACUAGUCUUCACUCUCCCCUUCCUGGCUCACUAUGCCAGAGAUACCUGGGUUUUUGGUGAUGCCAUGUGCGGGCUGGUCCUCAGUGUUUACUAUAUUGGAUUUUAUGCUGGAAUUUUCUUUAUCGUGUUGAUGAGCAUCGACCGAUACUUGGCUAUUGUCCAUUCUGUGUGUGCCUUGAGAAUCCGUACGAAGACUUAUGGGAUUGUAGCUAGUAUGGUCAUCUGGAUUCUAGCCAUUAUAGCCUCAUUUCCUGAGCUAUUGUUCCUUGGAGUCGAAAUUUAUAGCAAUGAAACAGUGUGCAGUGCUUAUCCGAAAAAUGCAAGUCACAAUGAAAUGAGAAUUGCAGCUUUCUUUAAAAUGAAUAUUUUGGGUCUGCUAAUUCCACUGAUUUUUGUGGGAUAUUGCUACUUGAUGGUGCUACGGAGGCUUCAGACCCUUCGUACAGCCAAGAAAUUGGCCAUUCGUCUUGUUAUCGUGGUCAUGGUGGUCUUCUUCUGCUGCUGGACACCGUACAACAUUGCAGCUUUCCUCAAAGCACUGGAGCUAAAGAAAAUCCUUCCUCUAACGUGUCAACUCAGCAAAAAUAUCCAGCUGACGCUGCAAGCCACCGAAGCCAUAGCGUACUCACACAGCUGCCUCAAUCCGUUCCUCUAUGUGUUUGUGGGGGAAAAGUUCAGGAGGCACCUCGCCAGGCUCCUGCGCCAGACACCAUGUGUCCAAGUGCAGUGUAUGAAGACCUACAUGACCCGGGCCGCAUCAUCUGUGUAUUCACAGAGCACAAGUGUGGAUGAACGUGGCACUGCCUUGUAAAUGGUAGCGAAUUUCAGAGAAACAUGAUAUCUUAUUUUGCAACUCAUAUAAAUGCACCUUCAAUUUAUAUGUACUUGUAAAAAUAAGAUAAAUUAAAUUUGCAUGUUCCCUGUUUUGAAGUACAGUAUAGAUACUUGUGUAAUACCAUGCUCUGUCUACUAAAAAGACCUUUUCAUCCUGGUGUCUCACAAAUUACAUGCAUAGUUAUUCAGCAGAAAAGGAUCUUAGUUUGGUGAAAAGAUUUGAACAGAACCAUUUUGUCCAAUCUAGUGGAAACCCCUUUAAUCCUCUAAAUUUACAUAUUGUAUAUAGGUACGAUUGUUAGAUUUUGUACGGAUUCAUGUAUUUAAAACCAAACAUCUGUUAACUGUGUAUGCAAAACAUGUAAGUUUAUAUGAAUCCACCUGAAUGUUCCUUCAAGUUGUGUUGAAGCACCUUUUUUAUGUAAGUGCAGGCUGUGGAAUAAAAACAGGACGGUUUGAUAAUUACAUUGUAAUUCCAUUGAGUCAGUUUGGACAUGUUAAAUGUAGCUGGAAUUGAAAUAGAGAUGGCGAGUUGCCAGUUUGUCCAUAAUGCAGGAUUUACAUAUGGUCAUUUCAUAAAGUGCAGCCUUUCUCUCAUUUGCAUAUAGUCUAAGGAUGAAAAUGGAAAGGAAAAGAAAAGGUUUUAUUUAUCUGGACAAAAGUAUAUGGACACCUGUCCAUUAGGACCCCUAUGUUCUUAAUUCCCCAACCCCUCCCACCACUUUCUGGGAAGGCAUUCCACCAGAUGUUGGAACAUGACUGAGGGUAUUUUCCCAUUUUGCUUCAAGACCAUUAGUGAAAUUGGGCACUGAUGUUGGGCAAGAAGACGUGGCACUCAUUUAUUCAUCCCAAAGGUGUUCAUUUAGGUCAUGGGACCUUGGGUUAUUCCACACUAGUCUUGGAAAACCAUGUCUUUAUAGGUUCCAGUGAAAGAAACUUAUAAUAAUUGUAUGCUCUAAGACAGGGGUAUCAAAGCUUAUCCUGUCAGGUUGUAGGUUUUCAUUCCAACUGAGCAGAAGCCACACCUGAGUCUACUGAAAGCCAAGAUCAGUUGAUUAAACAGAUGGAAUCAGGUGUGGCCCCUGCUUGAUUGGAAUCAUACACCCACAACAGCACUUUGCAGAUAAGAUUUGACACCCCUGCUCUAAGACAUUCGAGACCAUUCUAACUUUGUGGCAAUAUUGUGGAAGGCUCACAUACAGUAUGGGUGCAAAGGCCUGUAUACAAUUUGGCAAUACAGUGUAUUUACUAAGUGUUCCAUAAUUUGUGGCAUUACAACCUGGAACUGAAACAGACAUAACUGAGAUAUUAGCCCAAUUACCCCAAUACAACACACUGAAUCAUGGGUGUGGUAGCAUCAUGCUGAUAUUUACCCUUAGCCUAUAUUAUUAAUACUGAAAUACAUGGCAAACACAUAUGUACUAUAGAUUGUAAAAUAAAAAGAAAGAAAGUAGAUGUAAACCCCUAAUUUAGACGUAACUCUUUAGAUGUUAUCAUAAAAUGUAGUAUCAAGAAGGCUGACUACCUGUGUAAAGCAUUAUACAUUCUAUUUGCAAUACAUUCUAUUUAUUUAGUUUACAAAAACAUGAAAUAAAAAAUACAGUAAAGGUUUUAAUACUUUCAUUUAAUAUUCUGCUUGCUAACGCACAGCUUUACUGAGUUCAUCCUUAUUCCACAUGAAAUGCUUCAAAUGAAUGCCUUGUGUCAAUUUUUCAAUAAUUCUCUGAUGCCAUUCUGUGAUUAUUAAUGCAGUUUUGACUCAGUUAUCAUGCUUCAUAUGUUAUCAUUUAGUGAUUUCAGCUAAUACUUUUUAGAAUUUAGAUUUUAUUUCUGAUUUUUUUUAUGUAUUAUGAAAUGAAAGCAGUUCCUGGUAGCUGAUUAACCAUGACUAAAAUAUUUUAUGACUAAAAAUAUAUAUAUUUUUUUUUUUCUCUUUUAUUAUUUGAUGCCUGAAUCUUUGGCAAAUGCUGUGUACAUCUUUUAAUUCUCAUAGACUUCUCAUACACAUUAAUUUGUUGUUAUAAAUGAUGUGUAAAUGACAUGAUGAUUUAUUCAGUUUUUUUUGUUGCCAAAGCAGUUGCAUGUGAAAGCUCUAAUAUUUUACUG
This is a messenger RNA of Hemibagrus wyckioides, 3503 nucleotides long. RefSeq names its product C-C chemokine receptor type 4-like. Gene Ontology annotation, biological process: immune response; chemotaxis; G protein-coupled receptor signaling pathway. Bases 328 to 1374 code for a protein of 348 amino acids. Gene Ontology annotation, molecular function: chemokine receptor activity. The transcript has 2 exons. Lineage: Eukaryota; Metazoa; Chordata; Actinopteri; Siluriformes; Bagridae. Gene Ontology annotation, cellular component: membrane. The record is from RefSeq and is a predicted model, not a curated record.